AUGGCUUUCUUCGACAUCGAUUCGGAUGAAGUUGAGGGAAUGCUAGAGGAGUCUGACGCAGAGGUUACUGAACUCCGAGGGUGCGAGACAGCAAUGAGGAAGUCUGAGAGCUUGAGAAGCACCUGGUAUGAUUUCUGGUCCUCAACGACGGCUGUCGCCAACCCUGACCAGAUCUGGUAUGACCUUUGCGAAAAGGGAAAGAGGCAGAUGGAUGCCAUCCGCCUCUGCCAGAAGUUCUUGAGCAUCUACGCGGCGCGCCGCAAGCGGUACCGGGUGGAUCUGGGCCCGAGCGAGAAGAAAGCAGAGCUCCUUGCCCAGAAGAGGAGAGAAGAUCCUGCCAAUUCGGCGCGGUGGAAUCUCAGCUUCAAGGAGGGUCUGUUCUCGCAGAAGGGCGUGGGGCCAGUUUAUGAGCUUAUUCGGUGGAUCGGAGCGGAGUCCGAUAAGAUGGGUCUUUCACGGAAUCAGAUGUUCGUGAAGAAGGAAGCAACAGCUGAGGAUAUUGCACUGAUACUCCAGACUCUGUGGCAACGUGCUGAGGAUAUUCCAUGCACCCCCAUCACUCGGGUAUCUUUUCAUGCUAUGCUUCUAUUGGCUGCUAUUGGCGGCUUUCGUCCUGGGGUUGUCGAGAACGUCAAGUACAAACAAGUCUCCAUCCGGGUGUUACGCCAUCCUAAAACACAUGAAAAGCGACUCGUUGCCACCUUCACCCUGCAACAGAAUAAGCUGCGGCCUGACGCUAUCAAGACGGACCAGAAGGAUGUGAUUGAAUUCUCCGUUACCUUCGUCCCGUAUCGCCUCUUCUGCCCCGCAAGCCUUGUUGUCGCUCAAGGCCUGUCCGAAGAUGCGUUUGAUCCCUCAUUCGGCUCGGCGGAGGAAUUGUUAAAGCGGCCGCUGAUGGAGAAGGGCAUCAAAAGUGUCACGUUAGGUUGGAAAGAGAAACUCCUGGAAAAGGAGAUAUUCCCAAUUUCCUACCGCGAUUUCUGGGAGAUAUGGAGCCGGGUCCUCCUCGUCGCUGGGUUCCCCGAAUCGCUCCGCCCCUACGCGGUACGGGUCGGCGCAGGAAGCAGAAUGAACGGUGCCCUCACUCCUGCGCUUCGGAACUACAUUCUAUCGCACUCAAACACGAUGUUUGAGCGCAGUUACCAGCCGAGACACAUGAAAGAGGACCUCGUCUCAAUCUUAGCGCCCGAAGCGAAGGCAGAGGAUGCCGACGAUCUUUUCCAGAUCCUGCGCAACUCGUCCUUGCGAUGUGAUCAGCUAGCCCCUUUCGAUGUACAUCCCGAAGACAUCGAGAAUUGGAAGAGUACAAGAGAAGAUAUGCGCGCUCUACUCAGCAGCAACGACUACAGAAAGUCGACUCAGAUCCGGGUCCUGACCCAAAAGCUCUCCAGAGCUCGCGUCGCAGAGCAACGCGGCCAGUAUUUCAAAGAAACCAACCGCCGGCGGGCUCUCGGCCAAGACACAGGCGACCUACAAACACCACGCCCGAGGCUGAGAGCGCGUCGUGGCGCAGAGUUCCCGGCCGAGGCCAUCAGCGAGUACUUGAAGCAGGACCGCACGGAUGACUGCAACAAAUUGGAGUUCAUAUACAUCGACAUGUUGGUCGCGUACCUCGAGCAGAGAUCACAGAGUGUACCGACGUGCUUUAUUUGUGCCGGGGCGAGUACUUUGGAAGCUACCGGCAAAACGGGGGACGGAAUUUUCAAGUCUUGGAAGGACGUGUGGAAGCACACCAACAGAGCGCAUCGCAGUGAGCGGAUGUGUCCCUUCUCCUGCCCCGAGUGCGACCGCCUGGGCCAUGGAGAGACCCUGGACCAGAUCGCAGACCUUGGAGAGACAAAGACGGACCAAAGCAAGCCUCCGCUGAUCCAGGGCCCAGAAGAGUGGAGGACUCAUUGCGCAGUUGUCCAUCAGGAUGUCUCUGGCUCGGUGCUGGCCCACUCGAUGAACCUCUCGAGGAAGCAGGCGGAAAUGGACCGGCUUGCGAAGAACCGGGCUCAGACAACUGAACACGCCUCAGAGGCCGAGGAAGAAAGGCAAGGCAAGUCAGAUGCGAGCCAACCUCCGCCGCGCCGCAUUAAGAGGCCCCGGGAGGACGAUGAGCAUGAGAUGGGAGCAAGGAGACGGCGAGAAUUCUAG
Diaporthe citri is the source of this 2139-nucleotide messenger RNA. RefSeq lists its product as uncharacterized. The coding region runs from base 1 to 2139 and encodes 712 amino acids. Lineage: Eukaryota; Fungi; Ascomycota; Sordariomycetes; Diaporthales; Diaporthaceae. The transcript is spliced from 7 exons. The record is from RefSeq and is a predicted model, not a curated record.